AUGAAAAAUUAUUUGGGAAAUAUAUAUAUAUGUAUAUAUAUACACAUUAUGCAUAGUGCCCAAACAAAUGGACUGGACUUUCAGAGGCAGACAGUGCAGACAACAAGCGCAAUCACCAAUGCACAUGCACAAGCCUUGCUCCAACAGUCUAAGUCAGAGGAUUCAGCUGAGCCUGCAGCGUCCAGCCAGCAGAGUGCACUGCCUCAGACUCAGCUGAUGUUGGCCGGGGGACAGAUAGCAGGAUUGACUCUGACUCCGGCACAGCAGCAGUUGUUACUACAGCAGGCCCAGGCUCAGCUUUUGGCUGCAGCCGUCCAGCACUCAGCCAGCCAGCAGAACAGCACCACUGGAGCCAACAUCUCUGCCUCCGCUGCCACGCCCAUCACCCAGAUCCCCCUCUCUCAGCCCAUCCAGAUCACACCUGACCUACAGCAGUUGCAGCAGCUGCAGCAGCAGAAUCUGAACCUGCAACAGUUUGUGCUGGUGCAACCAGGCCACCCCAUCACCACUCAGCUCCAACCCGCACAGUUCAUCAUCUCUCAAACGCCACAGGGCCAGCAGGGUCUGCUGCAAGCCCAAAAUCUUUUAACUCAACUACCUCAAAGCCAAGCCAACCUCCUGCAGACUCAGCCAAGCAUCACCCUCGCCACACAGCCAGCAACACCGACUCGCACAAUAGCAGCUACCCCUAUCCAGCCCCUGUCCCACACCCAGACGACACCAAAGCGCAUGGACACUCCCAGUCUGGAGGAGCCCAGUGACCUGGAGGAACUGGAGCAGUUCGCAAAGACCUUCAAACAGAGGAGGAUCAAGCUGGGCUUCACCCAGGGGGAUGUUGGCCUUGCAAUGGGAAAGCUUUACGGAAACGACUUCAGCCAAACCACAAUAUCUCGCUUCGAGGCCUUGAACCUGAGCUUUAAAAACAUGUGCAAGCUAAAACCUCUACUGGAGAAAUGGCUUAACGAUGCAGAGAACCAGACGUCUGAUCAGGCCCUCUCCAGCCCUAGCUCCCUGGGCUCUCCUGGGCUGGGCAUGGAGGGGCUGAACCGCCGCCGCAAGAAGAGGACCAGCAUUGAGACCAACAUCCGAGUGGCCUUAGAAAAGAGCUUUCUAGAGAAGCAAAAACCUACCUCUGAGGAGAUCACCAUGAUCGCGGAUCAGCUGAACAUGGAGAAGGAGGUGAUCCGUGUGUGGUUCUGUAACCGACGGCAGAAGGAGAAGAGGAUCAACCCGCCCAGCAGUGGCAGCGCUGUCACCACGCCCAUCAAAGCAAUCUUCUCCCCCUCCAGUCCCUUGGUGCCCAGUACAGGUAGCCUUGUGACCAGUAACACACCGACCACAUUGACUGUAAACCCAGUUAUGCCUCUCACCAGCACCAGUGUCUCCAGUCUCGGGUUCACUGGCACAACCAUCAGCUCGGCGACCACAAACACGGCAUCGGUCAUCUCCACGGCGCCCAUGGUAACAACAGCAACAUCGUCGCCGUCCCGAAGCCCGUCACCAACGGCGCUACAGUCGUCCACGACGGCCGAGACGGCGCCGGGACACGAGCAGGUGACGGCGACAACGGUGACGCAUGCCCCUUCCUCGCUGGCCCAGGCAGCGCUGGGUACGGGUCAGGUGAUGGUGGCAGCACCGGGGCUCUCCGCCGCUCUACAGGGCGCUGCCCAGCUACCAACCAGCGCCAGCAUCGCUGCCAUGGCCGCAGCUGCUGGCCUCAACCCAGGCCUCAUGGCGUCAUCACAGUUCACGCCAGGGGGGGCGUUGCUAAGCCUGGCUCCGGGGGGUCUGGGGAGUGCUUUGAGUCCCGCGCUGAUGAGCAACAGCACCUUGGCCACUAUCCAAGCUCUGGCAUCCAGCGGGACUCUACCAAUCACAUCUCUGGAUGGCAGCGGGAAUCUGCUGUUUGCCAACGCCAGCGCCGGCAGCACGCCAAACCUGGUGACGGCUCCUCUCUUCCUCAACCCCCAGAACCUGUCUCUGCUCACCAGUAACCCAGUCAGCCUGGUGUCUGCCGGAGGGGCGGGAGCCGCGGGAGCCCUCAACCUGCAGGUCGCCGCAGACACCCACCAGAACGCCGUCACCACGGCAACGGUGCCGGCCUCGACCAUCACCACGGCGUCCAAGGCCCAGUGAAG
This is a messenger RNA of Chanos chanos (milkfish), 2138 nucleotides long. It is a transcript of the gene pou2f1b, whose product is annotated as POU class 2 homeobox 1b. Gene Ontology annotation, cellular component: nucleus. The transcript is spliced from 14 exons. Gene Ontology annotation, molecular function: DNA-binding transcription factor activity, RNA polymerase II-specific; RNA polymerase II cis-regulatory region sequence-specific DNA binding. Gene Ontology annotation, biological process: regulation of transcription by RNA polymerase II. The record is from RefSeq and is a predicted model, not a curated record. The coding region runs from base 1 to 2136 and encodes 711 amino acids. NCBI's taxonomy places the organism in Eukaryota, Metazoa, Chordata, Actinopteri, Gonorynchiformes, Chanidae.